AUGUUCAUUCAGGCCACGAUCGAAUCCGGCUGUUUCAGUGAACCGUGGACGACGAUGGCGUCGCUGGGGACUAAAGUGGAUGAGCAAGUCGCCAAGGCAGCACCACAGCAGAAUGGCGGCUGCAAGAACGAUGAUUUGCCGCUGGAAGACAUCCAGGACAACAAUAACGAGAGCAUCGAGGUCGAGAUGGUGGUGCCGCCGGACGGAGGAUGGGGUUGGGUGAUCGUCGCCGCCUCCUUCAUGUGCAACCUGUUCGUGGACGGUAUCAUCUUCAGCUUCGGUGUGUUCCUCAACGACAUUGCCGAGGCGUUCUCCGUGUCCAAGGCAAGGGUCGCUCUGGUCGGAUCGUUGCAGUCCGGAUUUUAUCUUAUGGCUGGUCCCUUCGUCUCAGCCCUAGCAAACAGGUACGGUUUCCGGCUGGUAGCAAUUCUGGGAAGCGUGAUAAGUUGCUGUGCGUUCGUUCUCUCGUACUUCAGCACUUCAAUCGAGUUCCUUUAUAUCUCUUACGGCGUCCUCGGAGGUAUCGGGGCAGGCUUGAUUUACGUGCCGGCUGUGAUAACUACCGGAUUUUAUUUUGAAAGAUGGAGAGCUAUGGCCACCGGGAUCGCGGUAUGCGGCUCCGGAAUCGGUGCGUUCUUGCUCGCACCUAUCUCCGACGUGCUCGUCAAGCAAUUCGGCUGGAGAGGCGCUUUGCUUUUCCAAGCAGGUAUGUUGUUGAAUUGCGCCGUAUUCGGCGCGAUGUUUCGUCCGUUGAAACCGACGAGAAUCAAGGUGAAGUCCACCCCCGAGAACGUCGGAUUAGAGAUGAAGACCGGGUUGAUGGGCAGGGGGAUGUCCACGACAUCGUUGCAUUGCGUACAGCCGGGCAGGAGUGGUUUCUUCGGGACAAACAACAACAUGGAGUACCCUACCGCCGCUGAGCUGCUGGGCAGCAACCACAACAUAGUAAACGCCUCGAAGUCCUUGCAUUCGUUGCACAAGCUCCACGUAGAGAUGACGACCUUGGAGAGGAAGCUGAGUAGCUCGGAGAAGAGACUGUCCGUUCCUAUAUAUCCGGAUCUGGACGUGAGCAUAGACGAGAAGACCGCAGAGGAGGAGAACAAUCUUUUGGGCGGCGACGUCGAGAGACUGAACGGCAAGGUACCCACGAUUCGCAGGCACACAAUCAGCGGGCGACGCCUCCGCACGGACUCGGACUGCAGCCAGAAGUCCCUGAAAGUGGGCAACAGGCGGAAUCCGUUCAGCAAAGACCCCCAGAGGCCAUUUUACAGGGACGACAUAUUUUAUGGGGGCUCGUUGAACAGGCUGCCCCAUUACAAGUCCCAGCAAUCGUCCGUUGGCUAUCACAUGUCGGUCACGCGUUUACCAACGGCCACCGACGUCGCGGAGGAGAAGAGCGGAACCUGUUACCUUUGCCCGGAGAGCGUACGGCGUAUCCUCACGACCAUGCUCGAUCUGAGUCUGCUGAAGAGCCCCUCUUUCCUGAUACUGGCCAUUUCUGGCGGGCUUACAAUGAUGGGAUUCUACACACCGUUCAUGUACGUCCCAGACCGAGCUAAAGUAGCAGGAAUUGACCCAUCUACGGCCAUGUUCCUCGUAUCGGUGAUCGGUAUUGGCAAUACCAUCGGUCGUAUUGUUUGCGGCAUGGCGAGCAGCCUGCCCGGCGUAGACGCUUUGGUCGUUAACAACAUAUUCAUCAGCGCUGGAGGACUGUUAACCAUUUUCUCUGGACUGUCGCUCACCGAGACGUACCAGUUCUUCUAUGCAGCCAGUUUUGGUCUCAGUAUAUCUGUUUUCGCCUCCCUGAGAUCGAUCCUGGUGGUAGAGCUUCUGAGUCUGGAGAAACUGACCAACGCAUUCGGGCUGCUUCUUUUGUUCCAAGGUGUAGCGGCUGCCGUGGGCGCGCCUCUCGCAGGCGUGUUCAUGGACGCGACCGGAAGCUACGACGCGUCGUUCUAUCUGUCGGGGAGCCUGAUCUUCCUGUCGGCGGUGAUUUGCUAUCCCUUGAAGAGGAUCAACGAGUGGGAGAAGGAGAACGCGAAGGAAGACGGGAAGAAUCACGUGGAGGAGCCCCCAAAGUCUUGA
Messenger RNA from Dufourea novaeangliae, 2085 nucleotides. RefSeq lists its product as uncharacterized. Bases 1 to 2085 code for a protein of 694 amino acids. Gene Ontology annotation, biological process: transmembrane transport; monocarboxylic acid transport. Lineage: Eukaryota; Metazoa; Arthropoda; Insecta; Hymenoptera; Halictidae. The transcript is spliced from 11 exons. Gene Ontology annotation, molecular function: monocarboxylic acid transmembrane transporter activity. The record is from RefSeq and is a predicted model, not a curated record.